GAUAGAAAAGAGACUUGAAACCCCAAAAUAAAAAUAAAACCCUAAAUCCCCAAAACCAGAGAGACAGUGAAGAACCUCUCCAAACUCGUAACCCUAGUUUAGAUUUCGUUUACAUUACACCAUAUAUAUAUAUAUAGAUAUAUAUACACGCAUCCUCCCACGGCCAGUGUUUUGCUUUUUCUUCUUUGAAUUGUUUCUUUCUCUCGCUCUCUUCCUCGAACCUUCUCGAUCCGUCGGAGGCAUAAAGCUUCUCACUUUCCGACUCCUCUGUGCCCUAAUUUGAGGUUCAGUGACCGGAAGCCCCAAACCGGACGGGGUGGGCAGUUUCGUAAAUUGGCUCAAUUGGGAGGUCAAAUUCGCGCGCGGUGCUAUUGAGCAUUGGGUUCGUGAAGCUCAAUCAGUCCAAUUGGGGUUUCGGGUUUCUGAAUUGGCAGCUGCUUUGAGCUUUUGGGCUCACCAGACCAGUAAGCAAGAGGAGGAGGGAGGAAGAAAGAGUUGGAUUUACUAAUUUGUCCUCCCUGAUCUGGUGUUGUACCAGUUGAAGACCGAUUCGGGAUUCAUGUCAGAGUUGAUAACUGGUCACCAUUUCAUGAGACAUUGACCCAUGGAUCCUGAAGGAGCAAAGUUUGGAAGAGGACCAAGAGAGCUGACUGGUGCCGUAGAUCUCAUAACUCACUACAAAUUGCAUGCACACCAUGAGUUUUUCUGCAAGCGUUCGCUUCCUGUAUCAAUUUCAGACACACACUAUAUCUACAAUGUGGUGGGAGACACAGAAAUCAGGAAAGGAGAGGGAAUGCAAUUGGAUCAACUUAUUCAGAGUACAUAUUCCAGGGAUACUAAACCUCGGAUACAGCCUUUUGAUCUAGAUAGUCUCAGAGAGGCCUUCCAAUUUAAAGAGACUGCUCCUGUUGAUUUACCAGCUGCAGAUAAGGGGACUCCAACUAUUGCCGGGAAAUCAAAGAGUGGGUCUAAAGAUAAGGAGAGGAAACACAAAAAGCACAGAGACAAAGACAGAGACAAAGACAAGGAAAAGGAGAAAGAGCAUAAGAAGCACAAACACCGUCAUAAAGAUCGAAGUAAAGAUAAAGAAAAGGAGAAGAAAAAGGAUAAACAUGAUUCGGGCGGUGAGCCCUCAAAGAAACAUGAAAAGAAAAGGAAACAUGAUGGAGAUGAAGAUCUUCCUGAUGUUCAGAGACACAAAAAAAGUAAGCAUAAGAGCUCAAAACUAGAUGAAGUUGGUGUGAUCAAGGUAGCUGGCUGAGUGUUGGAAUGUUUUAGUUAAUUUGUUUUCUUCAAAUGGUUGUCGUUCAUAGUUUGGAGGGGCCUUUCAUCUGAUAUUGUUUUUCUUAAGGUACACACCUUACAUUUCCUGUAAUAUUGAAAUUAGCAUUUCCUGUAUUUUGAAAAAAAAAAAUUAUUUUUCACUGAAGCCGUUAUACAAAGUGGUUCUACAAUUUUUAACUUAUUCCCAGUUUCCUGCACAUUGCAUGUGUCUUUAGAUUACUGAGAUGGGUUGGUCAAUUGCAGUGGGAGGGAAAAUAAUUGAUUUUGAGUAGCCAUUGGU
Molecule: messenger RNA, 1564 nt
Organism: Fragaria vesca subsp. vesca
Lineage: Eukaryota; Viridiplantae; Streptophyta; Magnoliopsida; Rosales; Rosaceae
Product: mediator of RNA polymerase II transcription subunit 19a-like
Exons: 6
Coding region: 605-1261 (218 amino acids)
Biological process (GO): positive regulation of transcription by RNA polymerase II
Cellular component (GO): mediator complex
Molecular function (GO): transcription coregulator activity; transcription factor binding
Source: RefSeq, a predicted model, not a curated record